AUGAAAACCGCUUCACAACCUUCAGCUCCCCAUAACGCAGCAAGCAAAGUAAAGCGACUCGUUGGCAAAAUUCGCCGCCACUCACACCCUCCAUCCCCCGAAGCUUCCUCAGCAUCUCCCUCAUCAUCCGCAAAUCCAUCUCGCGAAUCUUCAUCAUGCCCUAUUCCACACAUCGGCAAACAUAGUCAGCGCCAAAGUCGCCGCGGAUCAGCCUCAGAUGAGGAGGAGCGCGCGCACGACCUUGAACUCUGGAACGCAGCAUACGAUGUCCUCAAGAGAGAUGGCACGUCCUCGGGUCUUGUGCUCGCGUAUGAGAGCAUUAUUUCUCAUGCACUCCCUGAUACUUUGAGGCCGGGACAUAACGGGAAUGGGAAUGGGCUACCGACAGAAAGUGAGAGGAGAGCGGAACUCAUGAUGAUGAUCGCAAAGUCUGGUUUAAACCGCGAAGUUAAGGAGACAUCACAAACAGACUCGGGAGAUGUUGAAGCAAGAGAAAAUCUGAUUCGCACAAGGUCGACUAUAGCUUCAUUACUCGAUGACCAGCCCAGCGCCGCUGUCGCUUGGGCGGGCUUCUGCUCACUAACACCACUUCUACUAGAACCCCUUCUCCGACAUGAAGAUAUUCGCCAAGGGUUUGUGCAUAUUGCACACACCAUUCCUCACUACAUGACCCUCCAUCGUGCCCUCCAUCCAUCAUCCUGGACAUCCCUACCAGAGUUCCAACGUCAACAGCCGCAAGUCCAUCAAACUCUUCUAACACUUUAUCGACGCAUCCUCGAGUGCGAGAUGAACAUUGUCUGCGCCGCUGCGAGCGCCUGGAACAUGGCUGCUCGCAACGUCGUCGAUUGGCAUGGCUGGAAAGGCAUGGCGGAUGCUGUGCGAGAUAUGGACGCUGAGUUGAUGGGCUAUGUCGAGAAGAAUGGCACAGAUGAGGCUAGGGCGUUGAUGGAGGUUCAGAGGAAGUUAGAGCCUGAAGGGGGAGGCCGCGGUGAGUUACAUGACGACACUUCAUCACCAAAUGCGUAA
Fusarium proliferatum ET1 is the source of this 1026-nucleotide messenger RNA. RefSeq lists its product as uncharacterized. The record is from RefSeq and is a predicted model, not a curated record. NCBI's taxonomy places the organism in Eukaryota, Fungi, Ascomycota, Sordariomycetes, Hypocreales, Nectriaceae. The transcript has 2 exons. The coding region runs from base 1 to 1026 and encodes 341 amino acids.